This is a messenger RNA of Caenorhabditis angaria, 1638 nucleotides long. The record is from the annotation of a GenBank genome assembly. NCBI's taxonomy places the organism in Eukaryota, Metazoa, Nematoda, Chromadorea, Rhabditida, Rhabditidae.
AUGGGAUUCGAAGAUUACAUCGCGAAUGAUUUGGAUUCGAGUAUCAAUUAUCUAAUUCGUUAUGGUGAACCUCAUCCAUAUUAUUAUAAUUGUUCAAAUAUCAAAGACCCAUUUGCAAUUGGCAUGAAAAGACCAUUCUGGGGUUUUUAUUUCCUAAUCACUGGUAUCAUCCUAAUGGUAGGUUUUAAAACAGCUCGGGAAAAAUACGGCACCUUUUUAGCACCGAGGCGACAAAAAUUGUCGAGGAGUUUUGGCCGCCCCGGUGCUAAAAAGGUGCCGAAAUUACGGCACCUUUUUAGCGCCGAGGCGACAUUUUCAUGAAAAAUCAUUGUUUUGACCCAAGUUCGAUGCCCCUUUCCCGCACCUUUUUUAUUUUUUUCGUCUCACUGGCGCACCAUUUUAGCGCCGGUGCGUCUCUUCGCGCGCCGUUUUAGCGCCGGUGCGUUCUCUCUGCGCACCUUUUUAGCGCCGAGGCGAGAGCACUUCCCGCCUUGGCGCCCCAGAAUGUCGCCUUAGCGCCCCAGGAUGUCGCCUUGGUGCCGUAUUUUUCCCGAGAGAGAAAAAGAUAUGACGUGGAAUGUCUUUUUGGACCCCAUAUUACUUUGAUGGCUAACCAAAACUUUCUAUUCAGGCAAUCUACAUCCCAUGUCUUUAUGUGAUUUCAAGAAGUGAUUUGAUGAAAUCGUCUUGCUACAAAAUCAUGUUUUUUCUCGGAUUCCUUGAUCUCUGCUGUCUUUCCUGUAACUCAAUCUCAACUGGUUAUUUAGGAAUCAUCGGUGCCACGUAUUGCUCCUACCCCCGCUUCAUUUUCUUUAUGGGCGGAUUGGGAUGCGGUUGUUGGAUGGGUUCCUGUUCAACAUGCAUAGUUUUAGCAAUCAAUCGUUGUUGCGACAUCAAUCACAACCUUUCAUUCCGAAAAAUUUUCAUUGGCAAGAAUAUCUACAUAACGAUGAUGUUCCCCUUCAUCUAUUCGAUCUAUUCGGUCUUCUUUUGCAAACCUAUUCUUUUCAAUUCCAAUUAUAUGAGUUGGUUUUUUAACCCGGAAAUUGGAUUAGAGGUUUGCUCACUUUUCUAGAAUAACUAAUAACAAUAGCAUAUUUUUCAGAAGCAGAACUAUAUCAGUAUUGCUCACACCGUAAACAAUUGCGUAGUUUCAGUCUGCACAACUUGCUUGUAUGGAUAUCUCUGUGUCUUGCUCUUUUUCAAAAACCGUCACGCUCAAAGUGAUUCCCUUUCUAAAACUCAAAAACAAAUUUUCCUUCAAUCAAUCAUGAUUUGCUCAUUUAACGCAAUCGCCGCCUAUAUUUACGUCUACAUGCAAUUCUUUUACUCUCCACCAACAGUUAUUCUGAUUGGUCAACUCGCGUGGCAAUUUGCUCACGGUACUUUGAGCUCUCAUAAAAAAAAAAAAAGGAUUAUAUAAUUUUUUUAUUGUUUUCAGGUUCUGUUGGCUUGGUUUACAUUACAAUGAAUCGUUCAGUUCGUCGCAAAGUGUUCGAAAUUCUUAUACCAGGAUUUAUCCGAAGUGGAAUGCGUGGUCAAACUGGAACCACUAUCAGUCGCCCGGUGGUCAGUGCGGUUGGAAUCGAGCCGAAGGGAAAUCAUAUAACUGCUACUAGUAGCGGAACUGUUUUCUAA